Molecule: messenger RNA, 576 nt
Organism: Solanum pennellii
Lineage: Eukaryota; Viridiplantae; Streptophyta; Magnoliopsida; Solanales; Solanaceae
Exons: 1
Coding region: 1-576 (191 amino acids)
Biological process (GO): telomere maintenance; DNA repair
Molecular function (GO): DNA helicase activity
Source: RefSeq, a predicted model, not a curated record
AUGGCUAAGCGACACACAAUUGAAACUGUAGACAGAAGCUUUCGUGAUAUAAUGGAUAAGGAUGUCCCUUUUGGUGGAAAAAUCAUGGUAUUUGGAGGUGACUUCCGACAAGUUUUUCAAGUGGUUCUAAAAUCUACAAGAUCUGAGAUGGCAAAUGCAAGUUUGGUGAGGUCGUAUUUGUGGCCUUUAAUGGAAAAGAUACAACUUUCAACUAAUAUGCGAGCAAUAACAGAUCAAACUUUUAGUGACUUCUUGCUUCAUAUUGGAAACGGACAAGAAACCACAAUAAAGGACAAUCUAAUAGAAAUUCCAAAACAAAUGACUAUCCAACAAAGUGGAGAUAUUAAUCCUGAAGAAUCAUUGGAUCGGGAAAUAUUCCCAGAAAUCAAACCAAAUUACAAGUCAGCACAAUAUAUAACAGAGCACACAAUGUUAGCAAGAACAAAUGAAUUUGUAGAUAAACUAAUUGCAAUAAUGAUUGAGAAAUUCCAUGCAGAAACAAAAACAUACAUCAGUUUUGACUCAACCAAAAUGAUACCAGGAACUACUAUCAAGAAGAAUAUCUCAACACAUUGA